UCCGACGCUGCGCGCUCGGUCUGUGCGGGUGGGCUCCGCGCUUGAGUGGCCCGGCCGGGAGCGGGCCGCGUGCUCGGGGAGAGCACCGUGGAUUGGAGAGUGGCGCACAGCAUGGCGGAAAACCGAGAGCCCCGCGGGGCCGUCGAGGCUGAGCUGGACCCGGUGGAGUAUACCCUUCGGAAGCGGCUCCCCCACCGCCUGCCCCGGAGGCCCAAUGACAUUUAUGUCAACAUGAAGACUGACUUUAAGGCCCAGCUGGCCCGCUGCCAGAAGCUGCUGGACGGAGGGGCUCGGGGUCAGAACUCAUGCAGUGAGAUCUACAUUCAUGGCCUGGGCCUGGCCAUCAACCGUGCCAUCAACAUUGCCUUACAGCUGCAGGCGGGCAGUUUCGGGUCCUUGCAGGUGGCUGCCAAUACCUCCACCGUGGAGCUGGUCGAUGAGCUGGAACCAGAGACUGAUACACGAGAGCCUCUGACCCGCAUCCGCAACAACUCGGCCAUCCACAUCCGGGUCUUCAGGGUUGCACCCAAGUAAUGGAAAUGAGGAUGGCCACCUUACCCGCCCACCCUCACAUAACUAGGCUCAGAUAUGGCUCUUCUUGUACAGAGGACUCUGAAUUGAGAGGGAGAGUAUUGUCUCUUGUUGGGCCCAAGCAGUGGGUCUUCCCAGUCUUUGUGGUCUGUAACCAUCGUCCUAGGCAAUAAAAACUACCAAGUUGUGUUAGCAUGCAGCCACCCCACUGCCA
Lontra canadensis (Northern American river otter) is the source of this 745-nucleotide messenger RNA. It is a transcript of the gene POP7, whose product is annotated as POP7 homolog, ribonuclease P/MRP subunit. Lineage: Eukaryota; Metazoa; Chordata; Mammalia; Carnivora; Mustelidae. Gene Ontology annotation, cellular component: nucleus; ribonuclease MRP complex; nucleolar ribonuclease P complex. The coding region runs from base 112 to 534 and encodes 140 amino acids. Gene Ontology annotation, molecular function: nucleic acid binding. The record is from RefSeq and is a predicted model, not a curated record. Gene Ontology annotation, biological process: tRNA 5'-leader removal. The transcript is spliced from 2 exons.